Morone saxatilis (striped sea-bass) is the source of this 4527-nucleotide messenger RNA. It is a transcript of the gene rhobtb3, whose product is annotated as Rho related BTB domain containing 3. Gene Ontology annotation, biological process: proteasome-mediated ubiquitin-dependent protein catabolic process; regulation of proteolysis. The record is from RefSeq and is a predicted model, not a curated record. Gene Ontology annotation, cellular component: cytoplasm. NCBI's taxonomy places the organism in Eukaryota, Metazoa, Chordata, Actinopteri, Moronidae. Gene Ontology annotation, molecular function: ubiquitin protein ligase binding. The transcript has 13 exons. Bases 536 to 2395 code for a protein of 619 amino acids.
GUUGCUGAGUCAGGCGCGACCUCUCUCUCUCCCUCCCUCUCUCUCCCUCCCUCCCUCUCUCUCUCUCUCUCCAGUUGUUCUUUGCCACUUUGUUUUAUGCGCCGACGUCAUUUCAUACGGUCUGGACACCGAGGCGCGAGGCUGCUCCCCCUCUCUCCCCGUCGCUAAUUGUGUUUCCUACCGACUGACUGACAACUUGUUUGUCUGUUAGCGCAUUGGCUGCCCAUGGGCGCUGCUGUUUACACACUCUGCUGCUCCGCCGGCUGGGCUGUCCGGUGCGCCUCUGCGGUCGGUUCGGGACGGUAUCGGGCUCCGCUUUUAUGAAUGAAUAACGAGACGGGGGGGAAAUGCAAGUGACUGCGAAACUCCCCAGCAGCCGGGCUCCCGGGGGUCCAGCCACCGAUGAGAGGGAUUAACGACGGAGCGGAGCCGCGGCUCAUUGCGGAAAAGCCGACUGCAGACUGGCGUGGAAACGCACCGCGAGGGAAACGGGCUACAUAGCGUAGAGCAGCGGAACAAAACCGCGGCGACCACAAUGUCCAUCCACAUUGUGGCUCUGGGCAGCGAGUGCCCUGGAGGAGUCGGGCCCGGGGAGGAGAUCAUGGGCCAGGGGCAGCUGCAGGGAGGCCUGCUGUGGAGCUACUUGGGUCACGGGGCGCUGGUGGGACCCUGCGACCUGGAGAGCAGCCUGCACAACCCGGCCUUCAUGGAGUACACCUCACGCGUGUUUGGGGAUGUCACUGUAGUGGUUCGGGAUUGUCCCAGCUGGGACUUGUUGGACAGCGACUGGGCCAGCGUACGGAAGGUUCUUGAGCAGGCGGACAUCCUGGUCAUUAAAUAUUCAGUCACUGACAAGCUGGCCUUCCAGCAGGUCAGGAACGGCUACGCCCCGAGACUCCGCCCGCUCCUGAGGCACUGGGGUGUGCCUGUCAUCCUAGUCGCUGUUGGAGCACGGCUGAACGAUGAAGGCCCUCCCUGUACGUGCCCGCUCUGUGCAUCUGACUGGAGCAGCUGUGUGCCUCACAGUGAAGGUCUGCAGCUGUCCCGGGACCUGGGGGCCACCUACCUGGAGUUGCCCUCUCUCAACCACGUCUUCGUGGGUCGCUAUUUCGGCAGCGUGGUNGAGUACUUCAUGAUUCAGUGUCUGAAACACAAAGCCAAAGAGAGGCCAGAGAAGAGGCGAGGAAAUAAAGUGAACGAGCUUCGUCCCCCUCACUUAGAACAACCAGCACGUCUUCCCCCUAUCAGAGUAGAGGAAUCCAGUUUCUCCCAGGACAUGCAGUGGUUGUUGGAGCGUGGCGUGCAGUUCGCCGAUGUGGCUUUCUACGCCGGGGAAUCUGGGAAAGAACUGGGGUGGGCGCAUGCUGCUGUGCUGUGUGCUGUCAGCCCAUACUUCAGACAGCUGCUCCUGGGGCCCAAGAACAGGGAACGUCCGCAGUCGCGGUGUGUUUGCAGAGAGCGCGAUGGAGGCCCUCAUUCGUUGCUCUCCACCUGGGAUGGGGGGAUUAUUGAUGACAUGCCACGAUCAGAAGGGCACCUGACAGGACGCCUCUCUCGUCUGGUGGUGAAGGACCCCCUCCUGUGCAUGUGCUUGUGGGAGACUCUCAUGUUCAUUUACAGAGGAGCGUGGGAGUGGGACCACCUCCAGGAGGCCCUGGAGGAGAAGCUGAAGAAUUCGCUAGCUGUGGCUCAGCUUAUGGAGCGCAUACGAUCCCUCAUCGGCAGAGACAGGGGCCCCAGGGACACCCCAAGUGCCCGAGCAGCUCAGCUCGGACCCCAGACGCUCGUCAACCUCUUCAAUUCUCCUCUUUACUCUGAUGUCAUCUUCAUGGUGCAAGGGAGUGUAUUGCCAGCUCACCGAGCAGUACUGGUGGCACGCUGUGAUGUCAUGGCAGCCAUGUUCAGCGGGAAGUAUGCAGAGGCCCGGAGUCGAGUGGUGCCCAUCCACGGUGUCUCCUCGGACACCUUCCUGUCUUUCCUGGAGUACCUCUACACUGACUCCUGCUGUCCUGCCAGUGUUCUGCAGGCCAUGGCUGUGCUGGUCUGCGCCGAGAUGUACCAGGUCAAACGUCUGCAGCAUCUGUGUGAAGUGUGUGUGUGCGCUUACCUUCAGAGCAUGCCCAGUAGAGAGCUGUCAUCAACAGGUAUCAGCGUGAUUCGACUACUCCGCCGAGCAAAGUGCCACAAUGCAGAGCAGCUGUAUGUCUGGCUCCUCCACUUUAUCGCCAACAACUACCUGAUCUUCAGCCACAAACCUGACUUCCUGGAGCUCUCAGAGGAAGAGCGCGAGCAGGUGGAGAGGCUACGCUGGCCAUCCAGAGGCUACCUGCAGGAGCUCAGCGAGUACCAGCAGCGGCGACGCAAACUACGCAAGUCCCGCUGCAUAGUCAUGUGACCGCCACCUGGAUGGCAAAAUCUGAGGAAAACAGGGGGGGAGAGCAGAGGAGGGAGACCAGGGAGAAAAUAAUGACAGAGUGAGACUAGUCAUCAACGCUUGGAGAAACAGACAGAAGAAAAGGUUUUUUCUGUUUGUCCUGCUGGAUGAAGGGGCGGAUCCUCAAGGACACUUUUGCAGAGGAAAAUGUCAUAAGACUCCUUAACCAAUGGGACAAAGUCGGCGAGCAGUGACAUAAACCACUGUGACACACCUCUCUUCCCCCGAAGGAAUGACUAGGCAUCCUUUGCAUAAUGACUAUUCCAUCAUGGGCAAUACAAAAUGACUGAUCCUUAAAACCCAAUGUGAAUUUAAAAUGACUGGCUGGACUCCGGCCAGAGGCUCUGUGGCAGAUUGUAUUUCUAUUGGCUGAUGCAAAAUGGUGGAUUUCGAAGAUGAACAGUGACAUAAAAUGGCUCCAUUACGAGUACAGAUAUAUCAAAUGACCACACAUCUGUUGAAACACCGAUCAGAAUCAUGUGCACACCGUUUCAAACUACAGAAACAGGUAACGUGAUUUCAGGUUGACUAAGCAGGAAGGAAGUUGUGUUUUCUCUACUCGACACCUGGGGAUGUCUUUGUAUCUUCUGUACGCUGGACACAAGACUACUCAUUUUAAAUUAAACCCCGACCCAUGAUGCAUUUGUGUUCCAUUGGAUCUAAAAAUUGUGAGCUUGUGCACAUGCAGCAUUUCUUUAAGCUGAAAUAACUCCUGAGCCUCGAACCUCUUUGUGGCUCGAUCAGUAUUUCAGCCGAACCACGACCUACAUUAACACCGAGAGCAGAGUGGAAAGAAAGAAAGAAACUCAGUUUAGCAGACAAGCAGGACCAAUUUAAUUACAGCUCUUUUAUUAGAUUCCUUCAGGUCUAUAAUGCAACAUCAGCGAGUGUCUCUGAACCAGACUGAUUUUAUCACAACGUGAGAUUUAAUACAUUUUGGUUGUAGUCUGUGUUAAGGCCAUCUCACCUUUAUUCAGAUGUGGCUCGAAAUUUAAUCUUCAAACUAAACUACACAUAGUCUGUAUCAAAAUUAAAUGCUUUAUACACCAAAUCCAAAACAAUAAUCAACAAUAAUAAAAUGUAUUUUUAAAUUUGAUUUAAAGUCUGUGAGCUGGACUUUCACACCAUUUCAUUUGCCGGUUAUAAUGUAAUCAUGAUGAAACUAAUCCUCAUCUAUUUGCAAUAACAAAUAAUAAUGCUCUAUCUCUGUCUGUCGCACAAAAAGGCAAAAGCCUUUUGUAGCAUUUACAUGUACAGAAGUGGUGUAAAGAUUUAGGAAAAACAACCAUAUCAUAAACAUAUGUUGGUACACUAAAAACCACAAUGCCUCUGGGUAAUAUAAUAUACAAUAUUUAUUUUAUCCAAUUCUUUUUAAUUUGAGAGAUUGUUUUUAAUCAUAAAAAGAAUAUGAUUUAUUGGUGCUGGAAUCAUUUUUGUAAACUCUACUGUAUGUGGACAUGAUGAUGACAUGAUUACUUUUCUUUCUUCUUUUUUUUUUACAUUCAGAGUAGAGACAACUGUCACACUGUUUUACAGUCUACUGUUUCACUGGUAUUUACUUAAAAAGGUGCAUGAUUAUAAAACACCUGAGGUGCAGGAAGACGAAACAGGUAAACCUUCAACAAAAUGAAGCCAAAAAAAGGUGGACAUUAUGCAGCUCUUUCUUAUUAGGUGGAUCAAUAGCUGUCUUUAAUAGUCAGCAAACAGUAUGUAACUGUAUUUGCAUCCAGUUUGUGCAGUACUUUGGCACAGGUGGAGCAGCAGGCUGUGUAUAUAGUACAAGAAAGCUACCACUUUGACAGUGUACAGGUGAUGUCAGUUAGUAUCUUUAAGCCCCUGGUGUAUAUUUAACCUGCUGCUGCACAUUAAUCAGAGAGUGUGUCUCCUGAGAAAUCCUCAGAUAAAUCCCAAUCAACUCGUAAAAAGAGAGUCAGUAAAUAACGGUUGAAAGACUGGACUGUAAAACAGAGCGUACUCCAGUGCUGCAUCCAUACCCAGUGUGUGGAGACACAUGUGGCUCCCCUGGGCCACUGUUGUACAGACUGUAGAUAACAUGACGUCUGACUUUAAAUAAAGACAUGUUUUAGAAUGAA